Brassica rapa (field mustard) is the source of this 507-nucleotide messenger RNA. RefSeq lists its product as uncharacterized. The record is from RefSeq and is a predicted model, not a curated record. Gene Ontology annotation, molecular function: zinc ion binding. NCBI's taxonomy places the organism in Eukaryota, Viridiplantae, Streptophyta, Magnoliopsida, Brassicales, Brassicaceae.
AUGAGCUCCAACAGCUCUUCAUCUCGUUCCGUUCAACGCAGAUCAACAGUUGGCAUACCUACUCGCUGCUGGUGUGGAGCCAAUCUAACAACCUACGCCGCCGAAACGAAGGAAAACCUAUACCGGAGAUUCUACAGAUGUGAAAUUGCCGUUCAGAGGAAAUCAGAACACCACUUGUUCAAAUGGGUUGAUGAGGCUUUUGUUGAUGAGAUAAACAAUCUAGAUGCAAAAAGAUGUCAGCUACAGGCCGAGAUUGAGUCUUAUAAGAGGUCGACGACACUACGCUUUCAAGCACAAGACAAACACAUCGAAGACGCCCUCCUGGAGAUGAGAAAACUUAUCGACGAGCAAAGUAAGCUUAUGGCUGCCACAAUAUCAACUACUACUAUUGACAAGUCCAAUCAUUGCACCGCUGGUACCAAACCUCAUUAUCCCGUUCUCAACAUUGGAGCUGCUGCCAUUGCAUUGGGAACAAUGGCAUGGCUAUAUGUCAAGCUCACCACCUGA